Parasteatoda tepidariorum (common house spider) is the source of this 4657-nucleotide messenger RNA. It is a transcript of the gene Vps51, whose product is annotated as vacuolar protein sorting 51. Lineage: Eukaryota; Metazoa; Arthropoda; Arachnida; Araneae; Theridiidae. The record is from RefSeq and is a predicted model, not a curated record. Gene Ontology annotation, biological process: lysosomal transport; endocytic recycling; Golgi vesicle transport. Gene Ontology annotation, cellular component: GARP complex; membrane; EARP complex.
GUUAAAUUUUUGUAAACAAACGUCAGCGAUAGUGAGCAGCUUCCAUAGACAUUAAGGUAGUCUCUGGCAGCUUCUGAAGUUUUUUGAUAAUAUGCUAUAAAAUUAAUUAUCUUUAAACGAUAUAAGAUGGAAGAAGAUCAAAGAAGCAGAAAUAGAGGUUUACUGAAACAAUAUUAUGGCUUUAAUGAUGAUAAUAAAGAGGGAUUUGAUCCUUAUAAUAUAAAUGCUCCUGAGUUUAAUCCUGAUCUAUAUCUCCACAAAUUGCUGAAAGAAUGUAGUUUAAGCAGUUUGAUGCAAAAAGAGAAUCAAAUUUUUCGCCAAAUUCAGUCUUUGGAUAGUGAAAUGCAAACUCUAGUUUAUGAAAACUACAAUAAAUUCAUUAGUGCAACAGAUACCAUCAGAAAGAUGAAGAAUGAUUUUAAAAAAAUGGAAGAAGAAAUGGAUGGUUUAUCAUCAAAUAUGGAAGUUAUUACGGAGUUCAGUGGUAAUAUUUCAAGUACUUUGCAGGGACGAAGACAGCAAAUAACGAAAUUGUCAGGUAUUCAUUCCUUGCUGAAAAAAUUGCAGUUUUUGUUUGAGUUACCUCCUGGCCUAAAGAUGUGUAUUGAAAAUGGAGCUUAUGCGCAGGCUGUCAGGUAUUAUUUAAAAGCUCAAAAAGUACUUUUGCAAUAUAGUCAUAUGCCAUCGUUUUAUGGAAUUCAGAAAGACUGUGACAUACUUGUUAAUGAAUUGAAAAUAAAGUUAAGAGAGCAGUUUAAAUUUAAAGAUGCUUCUUCAAAACAAUUAGCUGAAUGUGUUGAUUUGCUUUUGCAGCUGAAUGAACCCACUGAAAUAUUGUGUGAUGAGUUUAUUAAGCAUGCUAAAGAAAAACUAGAUUGUGACCUGAUGGAAUUAAAACAUAGACUAGAGAAGCAAACUACUGAAUCAGACAAUAAGAAUACUAGUGGUGAAAAACACGAAUCAGAUGAAAGAAGUAUGGAUAUAUUAGAAUUUAUUGAUUUCAGCUACAAUAAUUUCGUUUGCAAUGUUUCAUUAGUUGUUGCAUCAUAUUGGGACUUGUUUCUAGGUAACUAUUCUGCUAACAUCGAGAAUAAAAAUACAUUGAAACAUUCAAUACCUCUUGAUAAAUUAGAAAUAUUUGUGAAAGACUUAAUGAAUCAGUAUUUUAACUUUAUUGAAAUCAGAUUUUCUCAAGAAAAUACUUGCAUAGACAGUGCUAUACUUGUGAGAGCGUUAGAUAGAUUUUAUAGAAGAGUUCAAGCAAUGAACAGGCUUCUUCCUCGUAUUGACUUUACAAUACAGGGGAUUAAAAUUGUUAAAAACGUUGCUAAAAAUCGUUGCAACUAUUAUUUAAUGAAGUUGAAGGAUUGUUUCUCAGCAGCUAUGACCAACAUGAGGCAAAGCAUAGUUGCUCCAAACAAUGCAGGGCACGACAAUACACUUACGUUUACCGAUAUUCUGAAUAAAUUUGAAAUGCAAAUAGCCUCUGCUAUCAAAACAGCCGAAUCAGAUCUACAGCUAUUCAUUUCACCAGAUGUAUCAUUUACAAUGAAAAUUCGUUUCAAAGAAGAAUUUAGUUGCAAUUAUGUUCGAGAGGGUGUUGUUGUGGCAUUUUUAAAACAUAUAAAUAAGACAUGUGAAGAGUUUUGUGACAGCAAUGAGAGAAGUACUGCUCCAGCUCAAUUACUGUUAUUGCUGUCUCGAUUUUGCCUUAAUUCUGAACAGUCGUCCAUUAGCGAUUUCAUUUCUUCCAUAGAUAGCACUUUUUCCAUUCUAACUCAAGAUGUUACAACAAACAUAAAUGAUUUGUCUGCUGAUACUAAAGAAGUUGCUCAAAAGCUUUUAAACCACUUUGUAAAGGUACAGGGUUUGAAUAUAUCUCAAAUGUUGCGUAAAAGCGUUGAGACCCGUGACUGGUUAAAUGCUAUUGAGCCAAGAAACGUAAGAGCUGUUAUGAAAAGAGUGGUGGAAGAUGUUACAUCAAUUGAUACAGAAGUUGGGCAGUUAUACGAAGAAGGGAUUCGCCACGAAAGGAGCAGUGAUUCUAGUCGAAGAACAUAUCCGAGCGUUGGAAGAUCUCUAAGAUCUAAAUAUAAUGCAUAUGCUCCAAGUACUGUUGAUAAUAGUUUGAUGAGUAACAUACAAAAAUUGUUUUCCGAAAAAAUUGAAAUUUUCAGUACCGUUGAAUUCUCUAAGGUUUCUAUCAUGACUGGUAUAAUUAAAAUUAGUUUAAAAACAUUUCUUGAAUGUGUGAGAUUGAGAACCUUCAGCAAAUUCGGUUUGCAACAAGUUCAAGUCGAUAUUCAUUAUUUACAACUGUAUUUAUGGCACUUUGUGGCUGAUGAAAAUUUAGUGCAUGUCUUGUUAGAUGAGAUAUUAAGCAGUACAAUCAAUCGAUGUUUAGAUCCUGUAUUAAUGGAACCUAGUGUGGUUGAAGUUAUCUGUGAAAGAGGUUAAUUAAUUCAAUAAAUUUUAUUUAUAUUGUAAGUGAGAAAAAUAUUUAAUAUAAUUUUAUAUUUGAUACAAUUUAUUAUCAAAAUAUUUAUUCCAGUGUUAGAAAAUUCACAAGAUCUAGAUAGAAUGCAAGCACUAUAAAUAAUAGUUUAAUGUAUAGCACACAAAAAGUGUUUUUUUCUUUAAAAAUAAAUAAAUAAAUAUUAAGUAUGGUUGAAUUCUCUCAAGUUUCUAUCAUGAAGGGUAUAAUAAGAGUUAGUUUAAAAAUAUUUGUUGAAUGUGUGAGAUUAAGAUAGACCUGAAAAUAAAAUUUCCACUCGUGGCAAGUCAACAAAAUAAAGUGGCGACUUAAAUUAAGUAAACAACCAGUAACUUUUUACCAUAUUUUUUUUUAAAAAUUGUUUAAUGAUAAAAGUGCAUUCUGCAGAGUACAUUCCAGAAAGAUUCUAAUAAACAGAAUUUUUAUUAAAAUGUCCAAUGUCUUCAUUCUAAGUUUUGAUCCUUCCACAUCCAUCAAUUUGUGAUAAAAAGAUUCAGAUGAAAGGAGAGUUCUUUACCAAUUCGCACACUUCAAAUACAUUAAGUGUAUUUUGCCUCCCCCAUUAUAAUAAGUUUUAUAAAUUCAAUAAUUUUAGCUUAAUUUUGUCACAUAUUUAUCUUAUUUUUAUUGACAGAUCAACUUUUUAUGGUGUAGAUUAUUUCGAAUAUGAUUUUUUUUAAAAAAAAUAUAAUUUAUUCCAAGCAAAAAAAAAGUUUGCCAAAUGUGGCUAGUCAGUGAAAGAGACGUAUCGAUAUUGGUCACAGAUUAUUUAGAUUUGAGGAAAAGGUGGUUACUAAGUUAUAAAAUUAGAGCCUACCAGCUACUUAUUAAAAAUUUUAAUUUUCAGGUCUAGAUUGAGAAUCAUCGGAAAAUUUGGUUGCUAGUUUGAGUUGAUAUUCAUUGUUUACAGUUGUAUUUAUGGGUCUUCGUUAUUGGUGAAAAUUUACUGCAAGUGUUGUUAAAUGAAUUAUUAGUACAAUCAAAAGGUAUCUAGAUCCUGUCUUAAUGAAACCUAAUAUUGAAGUUAUUUGUAAACAAGAUAAUUUAUAUUUAAUAUAAUAAAUUGAUAUUUAAUAUAUGUUUAAAUACUAUUUAACAAUGUUCAUAAAUUUUAUGGUUGUAUGAUUUUUUAUAUUGGAUGCAAAUAAAAAUUUUAUAGUUUUUUGUAAAACAUGUAUUCAUUUUCGUUAUAUUUAAAAAUGUUUUUGGGUAGAUAAAGUAUAAUAUUUAUAUACUUUCUAUAUUUGCCAGAAAUUAUAUGAUAUAUAAUUAUAAAAUUUAAUGAAGGCAAGAUAUAUAUUAAAUAUUUUUAAAUCCAAAAUUAUAUUGAAAAAUUGCAUAACUUUAUAUUAAAAACCCAGUUAUAUUUCUGAAAAAUAAUAGCAAAAUUUUAAGUCAGGAUAUAAUAUCUAUCAAUCUGUUUAAAAAAUCAUGCAAAAUUAUAUUACGAUGUUGUACCUAUUAUGUAUAUUUGUAAAAUUUGACCAAAGAGUUUUUUCUUAAUGGGUUGAUUAGAUUAAAAAGAACUAGGAAACAAGUUUGGUUUUUAUCUAAUUCAGGUUGAUUAUUUGUAAAAUUGAAAAAUAUAGGUUUUUCAAUUAGGCUUACAAUUUCAAUUUAAAACAUUAAUGGUUUAAAGGAGACAUUUGUAACUAAUUAAGUGAAUGUAAGGUUUUACAUGAUGCUAUUUUGGGUAUAAGUUGGGAGCCUAGCUUACAAUUGUAAAAUCAACCUCUUUCAGUAUGAAUUUUUUUUCAAAUUAUUGUCUUUUAAUAAGAUUUAUGUUAACGAUACAUAGGAUGUCUAUUUAAAAUUGCAUUGAAUAUGCUUCUGAUCAUUUGUAAUUUAGAGAUAAAAAUAUUUUGUAUUUUUCAUAAAAUUUUAUUAUGUUUGACAUUGUUGAAAAAAUUGUUUGAAUUAUAUUUUUUAAAGAAAUUAUUUUUUUUAUUAAAAUGUAUAUAAAUUAUACAGUUUUGAUUAUUUAAUAAUCUAAAUAUUAAUUGACAUUCUGAAAGCUAUUAAAAUAUUUUGUCUAUUGUCUCCCAUUAUUCUUUGUUAUUUUGAUUGCCAUACUUGGAGAAAUAAAAAUGGGAAUAAAAAUCAUAUUUUACAAUGUGCUUGUAACUUAUGUGUGAAAUAAAUCAUUAGUAAAAAAAUUAAAAA